Messenger RNA from Heterostelium album PN500, 1461 nucleotides. It is a transcript of the gene prpf38a, whose product is annotated as PRP38 family protein. Lineage: Eukaryota; Evosea; Eumycetozoa; Acytosteliales; Acytosteliaceae. The transcript is spliced from 3 exons. Gene Ontology annotation, cellular component: precatalytic spliceosome. The record is from RefSeq and is a predicted model, not a curated record. The coding region runs from base 1 to 1461 and encodes 486 amino acids.
AUGGAUAGUGGUGAUGAAGAUGAUCAUCAUCAAAGAGAAAAUGAUGGUAAUAAUAAUAAUAAUAAUGAUGAAGAUGAUGAGUUAGAUCAACAGAAUAUUGAUAAUGAUAACGAUGACGAGCAAGAAGUUGAAGAGCAACAAGUAGGUCCAGAUGGAAAGAAGCUUCGACCAUCACAGAUACUAUCACUUCAAAGAGCCAAAACAGUACAUGGAAAGAAUCCCACCUCUCUAGUUGAAAAGAUCGUUAGAAUAAAGAUACAAUCUCAUCCAUAUUGGAAGGAGAAAUGUAUGGGUUUAAAUGAGUCAACAUUGGUUGAUAGAGCAAUGUCGUUGAAUUCAUUCGGUGGUACGUUCGGAGGAAAUAAACAACCGACACACUUUUUGUGUUUGAUGCUAAAGAUGUUGCAGAUACAGCCGUCGAUGGAUAUCGUCGUUGAGUUUAUCACUAACGAAGAUUUCAAAUACUUGGAGCCGUUGUACAACGACUAUCGAACGAUUAGACUACAGUUGGACAUUGGAUAUAGAAAGCUAUCGAUGGAUGAGUUUGUCGAGGAGCUACUCACCACCAACUAUAGUCUAGACAUUGCAUUGCCGCAUCUUCCACCUCGUUCUUCACUCGAGGCAAAUGCAGGACUAGAGAAGCGUAUCAGUGCAUUGGUAGAGCUAGAGAAAAUCGAUAUCGAUGAUUUAACACAACAGGUCAUCGAUGAGUUGGAUCAACUCGAGAAUAAUAAUAAUAAUAACAAUAAUUCAAAUCAAGAGAAGACCAGUAAACCAAAGAAAUCUACAGAGAAAUCAGAAUCAGAUAUCACCAAUAAUAAUAGCAAUAACAACAAAGAAAAGUCAAGAACCAGUAAAGAUAGAAUGGAUAUAGAUAGAGACACUCGAGAUAGAGAUAGAGACAGGGACUAUCGUGACAGAGAUAUAGAUAGAAACAGAGAUAGAGACAGAGAUAGAGAUAGGGAAAGAGAGAGAGACAAAGACAGAGACUAUCGUGACAGAGAUAGAGAUAGAGAUUAUAGAGACAGAGACAGAGGUAGAGAUAGAGACAGAGACUAUCGUGACAGAGAUAGAGAUAGAGAUUAUAGAGACAGGGACAGAGAUAGAGAUAGGGAUGGAUACAGGGACAGGGUCUAUCAUGAUAGAGAUAGAGAUAGAGAUAGAGAUAGAGAUAGAGAUAGAGAUAGGGAUAGAGCUUAUGGUAGAGACAGAGAUGGAGAUGAAAGAGAUAGUAGAAAGAGAGAUAGAAGUCCAGUGAAAGAAAAGGAGCAAAUUUUAGGAGAAGAGAAAAUCAAAAAGAAAAAAGAUGUUUCAAAAUAUGAAAAAGGAUCAUCGUCUUUGUCGUCUUCGUCGUCAUCUUCUUCUCACAAGAAAGAGACAGAAGGAAAAUCAGACCAACAAGAAAUUGAUGAAAUGAAUGCACUCAGAGCUAAAUUAGGUCUAAAACCACUUAAACCAUAA